Molecule: messenger RNA, 3556 nt
Organism: Galleria mellonella (greater wax moth)
Lineage: Eukaryota; Metazoa; Arthropoda; Insecta; Lepidoptera; Pyralidae
Gene: crm
Product: protein cramped
Exons: 20
Coding region: 210-3515 (1101 amino acids)
Biological process (GO): pattern specification process
Cellular component (GO): nucleus
Molecular function (GO): chromatin binding
Source: RefSeq, a predicted model, not a curated record
AUAAUUACAUACUCUGUUUUAUUUACCUUUUUUAUUUUAUUAUAAAAUAUUAUUUUAAAAUAAUCUUACUAUCAUGUAGUGAUUAUUUGCUCUAUGCUUGGGAAUAAAUUGUUUUUUUACAAAUCUAAUUUACCUGUUAGUUAUCUUUUUCGCCUAAGACUGUUCACUGACCAAAACUUAUUUUGGAAUUCACUGCUCAUACUUUUGCUAUGCCGAAUAAAGAAGCAAAUCGAGCAUCAGCUCCUGAAAAUAAACAGCCAGUUGCUGCACAGACUACUGUUGCUGCUAAGAACCCUGGUCCUUUAUGUAAGACUGUUGGUGGAAAGACAAUAGCAAAAGAAAGCCCAAUGUCUCCCACACCCCCCGCCGCACCUGCCCCUGACACAGAACGGACGGAGCUCCUGGGGUCUCUAACAACACAGCAGCAGCAACGCACGAGUGCUAGAGUCAUCAAGAAGCUGAGACUCGAGCCACCUGCAGAUAGGGAGAAGAAAGGGAAACGUCCUGAUGGACAGUCCGACGAUAUACAAGAAUGCGAUACGCCAAACAAGAUCGACGACAAAGAACCUCUGAAGUUUCCAACAGUGAAACAGCGGAUGCCCAAAGCUCUAUGGUCUACUGACGAGAAGAACCUCUUCUUCGAAGCCCUCAACGAGUACGGAAAGGACUUCGACGCGAUCACAGCGUACAUAUGUGCCAAGAUGAAGAAAAAAGGCAUGUCGGAGAAUCUGAAGACGAAGACUCAAGUCAGUCACUUCUAUUACCGAACGUGGCAUAAGUUAUCCAAGCACGUGCAUUUUGAUGAAAAUGUGAAAAAAGUGGCACAAGAGUUAUACGCGCUGAUCAACUACGGCGAACUCCGCAAGAAGCUGGUGUCUGUGAGCGAGAAGACGUGCGCGCGGCUCGGCGAGAUGGUGCGCACUGGCAGCCUCGCGCUGCGCGUUCGUGGCCGCACGCUGCGCGUGCGCACGCCCAUGUGCCGCGCCCUGCGCCGCCUCAACCAGAUCAACGAGCGCGCGUGCGGGGCGCGCGUGUGCCCGCGCGUGGCGGCGGCGCUGCGCGCGCGCGACGCGGCGGCGUGGGCGCGCGUGCAGGCGGCCGCGCACAACCCGCGCGCCGCGCUCGCCGCGCCGCCGCGCGCGCCGCUGCACGCGCUCUUGCGCGCGCUCGCCCGCCGCUGGACGCCGCACUCAUUUUACAAGACCACCGAAGAGAUAGACCCAAAGUGCCCGGAGUACAUACAAAUUAAAGACGAGGAGGUUUGCUCAGAAUUGCGACACACGUGCACGGACGAUGACGAUCGCGAGGAUUUAGGGGAUCAUCUCAAUCUGGAACUGGACAGAAUGAUAGUGCAAGAACAAAAGUUACCGAAAAAGCCAGUUUUACACGUGGGUCCGAGGCCCGACGCUGAGAUCCAUUUACCAGUGCUGAGUCCCAGUGAACAGCUGUCCAGCCAGAAGAUUUGUUUCUCGUCAUACUUGGAACGGAUGUGCAAGCAGCGACGCGAUAAUGACGGUGAUGCUAAACUGAGAACGUCUAAACGACAAAGGAAAGAUAGUGCCACAGAUAAAGAAAUAGAUGUAAAGAAGAUAAAAAUUGAAGAGGAUCCAAAUAAACUAAUGCAUAUCGAUGAAACUGCUAUCGACGGAAUAGAUCUAAUGGCAAGUUAUAAGAAUAUACAGGAAGACGAAGAGAAACCGAGCACAGAAGAUGAGAAGGAACCCAAAUCGGAGGAGACAGUAGAAGAAGAAGUGGAAGGUAGUGGAGAGUUGCCAGAGAAAGACAAGUAUAUGUCUGAGAAAGAGAAAGAUAGUUUUUCUGAAAUGGAAGAUGAUGAAAAAUACAAUAAAAGCGAUACAGACAAUGAGAGUGAUCAAGGGAAGAGUGAGAAGAGUAGGAAAGAGCAGAAAUUUAAAAAUUUGAAGGUAAAAUUUCGAAUACGACCAAAGAAGCGCGGUGGUAGCAUUUACACCCUGGUGAUGGAUAAAGAGGACCAAGACCCAACUUCUUCAAAGGAUGAAGAACAAAAACCAGAUAUUGACGUGGACACGGCAAUACGCCAGAUCAGGAAGGGCUGGAGCAUGUACGACGCUGGAGAUCUUACCAUCGGAGACUUGUAUUUAAUGUUCGGUUCCCGCUCAAAACUCGAACUAGACUACUGGUGGGCAGAGCCCACUCCCCCCUUGCCGCAGCCCCUACACAAAUCAAAGUCUGAUCCGAUUCCCCCAGCGAGUGAAAAGGACAAAUGUAAAGCUGAGAAAAUUUCGGAUAAAGGCACAGAUAGCUCAGUGGAGGAUGAGCGAGACAGAGCGAGGGAAAGUGACAACGAUAUAUUCUCACCGAAGAACACAUUCAGUCAGGACAGCAACGACGGCAUGUCUGGUGAUGAAAGGAAAAGUGAACAGCUAGCAUCACCAGACCACAAGUCAUCGAGCGGAUGCAGUGGCACCCUCAAGCUGGUCAGCAAGCUGAUCAAUCGUCCACUCCCAGCGCAAACGGCGCAAACGCAGUCCAACAAUGGUUUCUCGCAACUUAGCGACAGACUGAAGCGGCUGCUAGCGUUAGCUGGCAACUCGCUGGUGAGUGCGGCGACGGCGGCGCCAGGAAGCGGCGCAUCGGCUGCGUGCGGCGCUCGAUGCACUUGUGCUCUCGGCUGUGCGUUGCACCGGCGGCAGAAGCAACAACCGUGGCCACCAUCUUCUCGUCUGGAAGAAACCAGUCCCAGCUCUGCCGUAUUCAGGCAUCCGACACCAAUAGCGCCUAGAGCGGAUAAGGAGAUGUCGAUGUCCUCACUGAACCUGGAGGGUGUGCCGCGCUGGAGACGAGGUCGACCGCGGCUUGCUGACCGCCGCGUGGUUGUGCAACGACUACUGCCACUGCUGCCCAAGUUACCACCGCCCAGCAACUUGAUACCAGUAAAAAUAGUGCCAAACUCACCACCGGCGCCACCUCGUAUACUACCGAAGCCACCACCAACUUCCACGUCUGAUUUGUCAUUCUUUUACGUGCUGAGCGAGUCGAAUGGUCAAUUCUACUUCCACGACGGUGACCGUCGCAUACCCAUUACGCCGAUGCAGGGGAACGGCGCUGAUCAACACGCGGACGAUGAUGAAGAUACGAAAGAUGAACCGGAUUCGAAGGACAGCAAAACGGACCUAACUAUAGAGAAGCAUCCGGUGUUGUCACCCAAGGAGUCCUCUAAGGACAGUGGCGAGCCUCCAGUCACGGCCAAGUGUGAGAGCUCUGAUUUAGGACAAUUCUUGCCAUCGGAGUCCCUGUCGCUGUCUCCCUCCAGACUACUCCGUGACGCGGACGGCUGGCUCGAAGGUUCCGUACAAGAUUUCUCCCUUAGCAGUUUCCUUGGACAUUUAGAGGGAAGACCACAGCCUGAUCUUGCUGUGGACUCCCAGUUGCAGUCAUUAAUGGCAGAAUCGAGCGUGGACUACGUGGCCAAGUUUGCGGACCUAGCGGCCGAAGUCACCGAUGAUCCGAUCACGUCUGAUGAUAUGACGUAAAUCAUAUAUAUAUAUAUAUAUAUAUAUAUAUAUAUAUAUAU